AGAAUAAUUGCGAGCCUUAAAAUGAAUAAGUUUGUGAGUUGGAUUUUACAGAUUUGGGCUUGGAUUUUUGGUACCGUAAUCCUAAAAGCACUCAUUUCUAGGGUACUGGGUGUUAGAGAUGAUGCACAUAUAUUCAACAUACUAAAAUCAAAGUUUACCAGCUACAAGGAUUUUGACACUUUGAUGUAUACCUGUGCUCCUGAGUUUGACUUCAUGGAGAAAGAGACACCAUGGAGAUAUUUAAAGACCCUUUUACUUCCAGUUGUCCUGCUGGUAUUUAUCGUCAUUUGUGCCCGGACUCUUAAACAUAUGUUUUAUGGUAGCCAAAGUGCCAUUCGAAGAGGAGAAAAUGAGAGAGGGGAACAUGCUGUCAGUGGA
Messenger RNA from Staurois parvus, 378 nucleotides. NCBI's taxonomy places the organism in Eukaryota, Metazoa, Chordata, Amphibia, Anura, Ranidae. The record is from the annotation of a GenBank genome assembly.